Molecule: messenger RNA, 2023 nt
Organism: Poecile atricapillus (Black-capped chickadee)
Lineage: Eukaryota; Metazoa; Chordata; Aves; Passeriformes; Paridae
Product: chemerin-like receptor 1
Exons: 2
Coding region: 424-1509 (361 amino acids)
Biological process (GO): positive regulation of cytosolic calcium ion concentration; complement receptor mediated signaling pathway; phospholipase C-activating G protein-coupled receptor signaling pathway
Cellular component (GO): plasma membrane
Molecular function (GO): complement receptor activity; N-formyl peptide receptor activity
Source: RefSeq, a predicted model, not a curated record
GGGCGGGGCUGGCGGCGCGGCCCGCACGUGGAGCCCGGGGCACGGGUGACCUUGGCGCGCUGGGGCCGAGAGGGGCGGGGAGCCCGCGGCUGUCACCCCUCCUCUGUCACCCCUCUGCUGUCACCCCUCUGCUGUCACCCCUCCUCUGUCACCCCUCCUCUGUCACCCACAACUCCAGCCCUGCCUGCCGUGCACCCCCAGGUGUUUCUCCCCCAACCCUGCGGUGUUCCCACUGUCCUACAACUUCCCCCAUGAGCCAAAGGAUGGGGCACCCCAACACCCUGCACCGGGCAGGGAGCAUUUCCAGGCACCCCCAAACCCCCCCAGCCUGUCUCCAGGACUGUGUCUCUAGGACAGCUGGUGGUGCCAGGCCCUGGCACAGAAAACAGCUCUGCUGUGAUUUCAGGUCUUGGCUUGCUAACGAUGGAUAGCACUUCUUCUUCCCCGUCGCCCUUCUCUGCCAGCUGUCCCACGGAGCAGCCUGAGAACGCCACUGACCACGACUACUACUCUGGCCUCCAGAAGACCAUGCACAUCCUCUCCAUGGUGGUGUACAGCAUCUCCUGUUUGCUGGGGGUGACAGGGAACGGCCUCGUCAUUUGGAUUGCAGGCUUCAAGAUGAAGAAGACGGUGAAUUCCGUCUGGUUCCUCAACCUGGCCAUAGCUGACUUCAUCUUUACCUUUUUCCUGCCCCUCAGUAUCGCCUACACCGCCCUGGGCUUCCACUGGCCAUUUGGGAAGCUCCUGUGCAAGCUGAACAGCACCAUCGCCUUCCUCAACAUGUUUGCCAGCGUCUUCCUCCUGACGGUCAUCAGCGUUGACCGCUGCGUUUCUGUGGCCUUUCCCGUCUGGUCUCACAACCGCAGGAGCCCGGAGCUGGCGGCCAGGAUCGCGCUGGGGACGUGGGUCCUGGCUGUCCUGCUCAGCUCCCCGUACCUCGUCUUUCGGGACACCGUGGUCAGUUCCAGGAAUGUCACCAGCUGUUACAAUAAUUUUGCGCUGUCCGAUGAUUACACGUCCGAGGCAACGCGCAGGCUGUGGAGGGUGCGGCACAAAGCGAUGAUCAUCACGCGAUUCUUGUGUGGGUUCCUCAUCCCCUUCAUGGUGAUUCUCAUCUGCUACAGCGUCGUGGCUGUCAAGCUGAAAAGAAGGCAGUUGGCCAACUCUGCAAAGCCCUACAGAAUCAUCAUUGCAGUCACAGUCUCGUUUUUCCUCUGCUAUUUUCCAUAUCAUGUUUUCUCCUUGCUGGAAAUAUCCAAAAACUCUUCCAGCCAUGAGAUGAAACUGGCCCUUUACAUAGGGAUCCCCUUGGUUUCCAGCCUUGCUUUCUUCAACAGCUGCAUCAACCCCAUCCUGUAUGUCUUUGUGGGGCCAGAUUUCAAGGAGAAGUUUUGCCAGUCCAUCCUGUCAACCUUCGAAGGGGCCUUCAGCGAGGAGUCGGUCCUGGGCAGCCUGACCAGCCGGCGAAAGUCCAGGUCUGCUUCGGAAGUAGAGAUCCCGAGGGUCUGAGCAGGUGCUGGUGUGGAAGGGGUCGUUCUUUUCUCUGCAAUUUCCCUCAUUUCAGAACUCAGAUCAUGAGACUGGGGACUGUGAAGGGCUGCACUUGCUAACGAGGUGUGAUUUCAUGUUUUGGAGGUAUCUCAAAUAUAUUAUGAUUUAACACGCAGUGGGAAUGGAAGAACUCUGGAGCUGCAGCAAGGUGGGUCAAAGUAGCAGCAUUUUACUCCUUGUGCCUUUUGACCCUUGUUUAUGGAGCCUUUAGAAAGAAAGUUAAAUGCAAUGGCUGUAUGUAUAGGGAAUGGAAGAGUGAGUAAGACGCUCAUCUUUUCUCUCCUCAAGCAGGACAAAUCAGGGGUUGUGCUGCUGUUACUCAGAUUUGAUUUGAUGUACAGCAUAACUGUUUCUGAGCAAUGCUUGUCUCUGUUUGUGUUUGUCAUGUUUGCAGCCCUUAAAUAGCAGAGAUCUGAUAGUUUGUGCUGUUGGUGAAUUAAUAUUAACCCCCAAUAAACUUGUGUAAAACAUA